AUGCUUACAAGGAUUUUUGGGCCGAGAAAGACAAGUUUGAUUACGCCAAAGAUAGUUCAUACUUUGAUCCAACUAAUAAAAAAACAAUUGGCAAGUCCAAAGAUGAGGCUGCUGGUAUUCCAAUCACUGAGUUUUAUUGGGCUCAAAAGUAAAAUGCAUUCAUAUGUAAAAGAUACUGGUAAAAAUGAAAAGACUGCUAAAGGUAUAAGAAAGUAUUUGAUCAAAAAGAAUAUCGCCCACAAAGACUACAAAGAUACUCUCCAAAAUAAUAAGCAAAUCUAUCAUACUAUGAAAACAGUCAGGAGUGUUUGCCAUCAAUUGGGCAGCUACGAACUCAGAAAGAUAUCCUCGCUUAUGGUAAAACUGGUUAUGCAUAUGGCCACUACAAAAUAA
Porites evermanni is the source of this 393-nucleotide messenger RNA. Lineage: Eukaryota; Metazoa; Cnidaria; Anthozoa; Scleractinia; Poritidae. The record is from the annotation of a GenBank genome assembly.